ACACACACACACACACACACACACACACACACACACCACACACUCACACACACACACACACACACACACACACACACACACACACACACACACACACACACACACACACACACACACACACACACACACACACACACACACACACAUUCAUUAAUUCAGUUAAUGCACUCGCAGGAGUAGCUGAGCCAUCAGGGAUGAUGUAAUGCUUUUGUCAGUGCUUCCUGUUCCUCCUCCUGCAACUACACUUCCUGUUCCUCCUCCUGCAACUACACUUCCUGCUGACUCCUUAAACACGUCCCUCUUUCCUCGCUGCUCCGAUCAGUGUGUGUGUGUAUGUGUGUGUAUGUGUGUAUGUAUGUGUGUAUGUGCGUGUGUAUGUGUGUGUGUGUGUGUAUGUGUGUGUGUAUGUGUGUGUGUGCGUGUGUAUGUGUGUGUGUAUGUGUGUAUGUGUGUGUGUGUGUGUGUGUGUGUGUGUGUGUGUGUGUGUGUGUGUGUGUGUGUGUGUGUGUGUGUGUGUGUGUGUAUGUGUGUAUGGUUGUAAAGUAUCAACGUAGACACUACCUUGACCAUGUGUCCCUAACCCUUUUGUCUAACCCAUGUCCCUCGUCUGUCUCCCUGUAUCCUCCCCUCAGCUUCCCUAACUUUGACCUGGAGGAGUCAGGUCAGUGUCAGGGGGACUGGCUGCUCCUGGGCCCCACCUGGAGAGAGGAGUACCGGGUGUGUGGAUCCCUCCUCCCACCUCCCUUCAUCUCCUCCAUUGGGAGAGUGUGGCUCUACUUCCACUCACAGGCCAACAGCUCAGGACUGGCUCAGGGGUUCAGACUGUCUUAUAUCAGAGGUCGCCUGGGCCAGUCCAGCUGUCAGAGUGAUGAGUUCCUGUGUGGUAACGGUAAAUGUCUUCCCCGGACGUGGCGCUGUAACGGCCUGGAUGAGUGUGGCGACGCUACUGACGAACGGAGCUGUUCCCCCCCUCCCACCCCUCCCCGCGCCUCCCUCUGCCCCCCCGGCACCGCCCCCUGUACCCAGGCCCAGUCCACUCGCUGCCUGCCCCAAUCGCUGCGCUGCAACGGAGCCCAGGACUGCCCCGACGGCUCGGACGAGGCAGGGUGCCCCGACACGGCCUGCGGGAAACGCCUGGGGAACUUCUACGGAACGUUCGCCUCCCCAGACUUCUUCCGUCCCAACCGCAGCGCUGUGGGGGAGUUGAGGUGCUCCUGGCUACUGGACACUCAGGACACUAAGCCCAUCGUGUUGCAGCUGGACCUGGGGUUAGGGCCCGGGGACUCCCUCCACGUCUACGAUGGGCUGGUCCAGAGAGCAGAGCGCCUCCUGCAGGCCCUGUCUCAUCAUAACAACAGGAGACCAACCCUGUUAGAAUCCAGUAGAGGACAGAUGAGUCUACAGUACCUGGCCCAACCACUCAGCCCUGGGCAUGGGUUCAACGCGACAUACCAGGUCAAAGGUUACUGUUUCCCUGGGGAACACCCGUGCGGAGAGGACCAGGGCUGUUACUCUGAGCGCCAGCGCUGUGACGGGUACUGGCACUGCCCUACGGGGCGCGACGAGGAGGAGUGCCCAGUUUGCCAGGAGGGCGAGUACCCCUGUGAGGGGGGCAGCGGGGCCUGCUACCCUGCCUCGGAAAGAUGUAACAACCAGAAGAAGUGCCCAGACGGUUCUGAUGAGAAGAACUGUUUUGACUGUCAGCCGGGUAACUUCCACUGUGGCACCAACCUGUGUAUCUUCGAGACGUGGCGCUGCGACGGCCAGGAGGACUGUCUGGACGGGAGUGACGAGAGAGACUGCUUGGGAGCUGUACCCAGGAAGGUGAUCACUGCUGCUCUGAUUGGCUCUCUGGUCUGUGGCCUCCUCCUUGUCAUCGCUCUGGGCUGUGCCUUCAAACUCUACUCCCUCCGGACAAGAGAGUACAGAGCAUUUGAGACCCAGAUGACCCGUCUGGAGGCGGAGUUUGUUCAGAGGGAGGCUCCGCCCUCCUAUGGUCAGCUGAUCGCCCAGGGCCUCAUCCCACCGGUGGAGGACUUCCCUGUGUACAACCCCACUCAGGCCUCCAUGCUCCAGAACAUUCGUACAGCGAUGCGUAGGCAGAUCAGAAGACACUCCUCCCGCCGGGCCACGUCACACCGCCGCUUGGGGCGCCUCUGGAACCGUCUGUUCCACCGAGGGACCCGUCAUCUCCGCGGGCAGAUCCCCCUCCUCACACCCCCCGGGUCUCAGGUGGCUCUGGGCCUGCACUCCUACCACACCUCGGAGGGACCUGGAGCCAGGGCUGGGGAUGGAGGUGGCGGGGCGGGCAUGGUGGGGGGCAUGUCGGGCACGGGAUCAGCAAGGACCCCCUCCUGCUGCUCUACGGCAGCAGUAGGCUUCGCCCUGCACGCCCACACCCAGGCCCUGUCACAGUCCCAGUCCUCCCACCCCUCCUUGGAGUCUCCCCGCUCCCCACCCUCCCCCUCUGACAGUGAACCAUCCGAGGGGUCUCCAUGUUCCCCAGAGAGCCAGGGUAGCAGGGUUAGGUUGCCCCUCAGCGAGCUCUCCACCCCUGGGCAGCAGAGUGACUCAUUAACGUCUGCCGCCAGCAUACUGAGCCAGCAGUGCCCCCCAGAGGGCAGCACAGGUCAUUACACCCGCCGGGUCUCCAGGAAGCUGGUCCUGGGGCUGGCUGCCAACCUGAGAGGGGUAGCCCUACGACGCUACUCCCCCAUGGGGCUCACCUCCCCCGUUACUCCCCUUGUCCUUCCCCCUCCAGACUCCCAGCUGCCCUGCCACCACCCCCUGACCUCCCCUCAGACGUCAACCCCCUCGGGGUCUUCAGAUGACAGUCAGAGGUUCCAUGCCCUGGAAGUGCCAACCCGGGAGAGGAGGAGGAGGAGGAGGAGGAGGAGGAGGGGGAGGGGUAUAGGGGUGCCUAGUGGACUGAACACCAGCAGCAGUGAGGAGGAGGAGGAAGAGGAUGGAGAUGAGACUCUACUGAUCUGCUAGUAUGAAGGAGCUGCCUUGACCAGGUGGCAAUAGACAGACAUACAGACAGACAGACAGACAGACAGACAGACAGACAGACAGACAGACAGACAGACAGACAGACAGACAGACACAGACACAGACACAGACAGACAGACAGACAGACAGACAGACAGACAGACAGACAGACAGACAGUACUGCAGGUGGCUGUAGACUCUGUACUAGUGGGCCAGUUAUUGGACUGUAGUCUGACAUAGCUGUAGACUCUGUAGUGGACUGUAGCCUGACAGCUGUAGACUCUGUACUAGUGGACCAGUUAUUGGACUGUAGCCUGACAGCUGUAGACUCUGUACUAGUGGGCCAGUUAUUGGACUGUAGUCUGACAUAGCUGUAGACUCUGUACUAGUGGACCAGUUAAUGGACUGUAGUCUGACAUAGCUGUAGACUGUACUAGUGGGCCAGUUAUUGGACUGUAGUCUGACAUAGCUGUAGACUCUGUACUAGUGGACCAGUUAUUGGACUGUAGUCUGACAUAGCUGUAGACUCUGUACUAGUGGACCAGUUAAUGGACUGUAGUCUGACAUAGCUGUAGACUCUGUACUAGUGGGCCAGUUAUUGGACUGUAGUCUGACAUAGCUGUAGACUCUGUACUAGUGGACCAGUUAUUGGACUGUAGUCUGACAUAGCUGUAGACUCUGUACUAGUUGGCCAGUUAUUGGACUGUAGUCUGACAUAGCUGUAGACUCUGUACUAGUGGACCAGUUAUUGGACUGUAGUCUGACAUAGCUGUAGACUCUGUACUAGUGGACCAGUUAUUGGACUGUAGUCUGACAUAGCUGUAGACUCUGUCUCUCUGGCUGAAACACCAAGAGCUGGAGAAUAACGGACUAAUGGGACAGUGGAUGAUCUCAGAGAAGCACAAUGAUUUCAGUCCCUCCACCGCCUCCAUCUGCUCAUCCCUCCAUCCCUGCCUUACCAGAGAUCUAAAACUGAGAGCAGUACAUCAGUCUGUCUACUGACUCUGACUCAGUCACUCUGACUCAGUCACUCUGACUCAGUCACUCUGACUCAGUCACACUGACUCAAUCACACUGACUCAGUCACACUGACUCAGUCACUCUGACUCAGUCACUCUGACUCAGUCACACUGACUCAGUCACACUGACUCAGUCACACUGACUCAGUCACACUGACUCAGUCACACUGACUCAGUCACUCUGACUCAGUCACACUGACUCAAUCACUCUGACUCAAUCACACUGACUCAGUCACACUGACUCAGUCACUCUGACUCAGUCACACUGACUCAGUCACUCGGACUCAGUCACACUGACUCAGUCACACUGACUCAGUCACACUGACUCAGUCACUCUGACUCAAUCACUCUGACUCAGUCACUCUGACUCAGUCACUCUGACUCAGUCACUCUGACUCAGUCACACUGACUCAGUCACACUGACUCAGUCACACUGACUCAGUCACACUGACUCAGUCACUCUGACUCAAUCACACUGACUCAUAUCAUCAUCGUCUGUUUUUGUAAACGUUGUCAGUGAGGUAAAAAAAAACUGCGAAUGACAUCACACGCUGGAUCACUUGAAGUGAUGAACAGGAUGUGACACAAGACGAAGAUGUUUUGAGGAAGUUGUGAAAUUAAGUGUUAUUAUGAAUGUGAUAUCUGACUGUUAUCGUAGAUGUUUAAGCAGUGGCCUAUCUUGGUACCCUCUCUAGACGAUGACUAUCUUGGUACCCUCUCUAGACGAUGACUAUCUUGGUACCCUCUCUAGACGAUGGUUGGACCACAGGCAGUGGAAGGGGUGUCUACUCAGUCACAGUGGCUGAGUCAUAAAUGGUAACCUAUUCCCUAUAUAGUGCACUACUUUUGGCCAGAGCUCUAUGGGGUAGGCUAUAGGGCAUGGUUAGAGAACAGAGCCCUAUGGGGUAGGCUAUAGGGCAUGGUUAGAGAACAGAGCUCUAUGGGGUAGGCUAUAGGGCAUGGUUAGAGACCAGAGCUCUAUGGGGUAGGCUAUAGGGCAUGGUUAGAGAACAGAGCCUUAUGAGCUAGGCUAUAGGGCAUGGUUAGAGAACAGACCUCUAUGGGGUAGGCUAUAGGGCAUGGUUAGAGAACAGAGCUCUAUGGGGUAGGCUAUAGGGCAUGGUUAGAGAACAGAACUCUAUGGGGUAGGCUAUAGGGCAUGGUUAGAGAACAGAACUCUAUGGGGUAGGCUAUAGGGCAUGGUUAGAGAACAGAACUCUAUGGGGUAGGCUAUAGGGCAUGGUUAGAGAACAGAACUCUAUGGGGUAGGCUAUAGGGCAUGGUUAGAGAACAGAGCCCUAUGGGGUAGGCUAUAGGGCAUGGUUAGAGAACAGAGCCCUAUGGGGUAGGCUAUAGGGCAUGGUUAGAGAACAGAGCUCUAUGGGGUAGGCUAUAGGGCAUGGUUAGAGAACAGAGCCCUAUGGGGUAGGCUAUAGGGCAUGGUUAGAGAACAGAGCUCUAUGGGGUAGGCUAUAGGGCAUGGUUAGAGAACAGAGCCCUAUGGGGUAGGCUAUAGGGCAUGGUUAGAGAACAGAGCUCUAUGGGGUAGGCUAUAGGGCAUGGUUAGAGAACAGAGCUCUAUGGGGUAGGCUAUAGGGCAUGGUUAGAGAACAGAACUCUAUGGGGUAGGCUAUAGGGCAUGGUUAGAGAACAGAACUCUAUGGGGUAGGCUAUAGGGCAUGGUUAGAGAACAGAGCCCUAUGGGGUAGGCUAUAGGGCAUGGUUAGAGAACAGAGCCCUAUGGGGUAGGCUAUAGGGCAUGGUUAGAGAACAGAGCUCUAUGGGGUAGGCUAUAGGGCAUGGUUAGAGAACAGAGCCCUAUGGGGUAGGCUAUAGGGCAUGGUUAGAGAACAGAGCUCUAUGGGGUAGGCUAUAGGGCAUGGUUAGAGAACAGAGCCCUAUGGGGUAGGCUAUAGGGCAUGGUUAGAGAACAGAGCUCUAUGGGGUAGGCUAUAGGGCAUGGUUAGAGAACAGAGCCCUAUGGGGUAGGCUAUAGGGCAUGGUUAGAGAACAGAGCUCUAUGGGGUAGGCUAUAGGGCAUGGUCAGAGAACAGAACUCUAUGGGGUAGGCUAUAGGGCAUGGUUAGAGAACAGAGCCCUAUGGGGUAGGCUAUAGGGCAUGGUUAGAAAACAGAGCCCUAUGGGGUAGGCUAUAGGGCAUGGUUAGAAAACAGAGCCCUAUGGGGUAGGCUAUACUGUGCUAUGGAGACAGCUCAGGGAUGGUACAGAAAUCCCCCAUAUCUUUCCUAUCUGUUGUUACUGAAAGGCAUUCUGGGAUGCUGUCUGAAAUGACACUCUAUUCCCUUUACAGAGAGCGAUACUUCUGACCGGAGCCUCACAAACCUUGGUCUAAGACUUACCCCAUACGGCUCUGGGCAACACGAGGGCACUACAUAGACAAUACAGGGGCCAUUUGGGACACAGCCCCAGGACAACAGGAAGUCCUCUGGUGUUUAAUAAAGGUCAUGUUGGUAAUGAUGGAGAGACAGACAACAGGAAGUCCUCUGGUGUUUAAUAAAGGUCAUGUUGGUAAUGAUGGAGAGACAACAGGAAGUCCUCUGGUGUAAUAAAGGUCAUGUUGGUAAUGAUGGAGAGACAGACAACAGGAAGUCCUCUGGUGUAAUAAAGGUCAUGUUGGUAAUGAUGGAGAGACAGACAACAGGAAGUCCUCUGGUGUUUAAUACAGGUCAUGUUGGUAAUGAUGGAGAGACAGACAACAGGAAGUCCUCUGGUGUUUAAUACAGGUCAUGUUGGUAAUGAUGGAGAGACAGACAACAGGAAGUCCUCUGGUGUUUAAUACAGGUCAUGUUGGUAAUGAUGGAGAGACAGACAACAGGAAGUCCUCUGGUGUUUAAUACAGGUCAUGUUGGUAAUGAUGGAGAGACAGCAGGAAGUCCUCUGGUGUUUCAUACAGGUCAUGUUGGUAAUGAUGGAGAGACAGACAACAGGAAGUCCUCUGGUGUUUAAUACAGGUCAUGUUGGUAAUGAUGGAGAGACAGACAACAGGAAGUCCUCUGGUGUUUAAUACAGGUCAUGUUGGUAAUGAUGGAGAGACAGACAACAGGAAGUCCUCUGGUGUUUAAUACAGGUCAUGUUGGUAAUGAUGGAGAGACAGACAACAGGAAGUCCUCUGGUGUUUAAUACAGGUCAUGUUGGUAAUGAUGGAGAGACAGACAACAGGAAGUCCUCUGGUGUUUAAUACAGGUCAUGUUGGUAAUGAUGGAGAGACAGACAACAGGAAGUCCUCUGGUGUUUAAUAAAGGUCAUGUUGGUAAUGAUGGAGAGACAGACAACAGGAAGUCCUCUGGUGUUUAAUAAAGGUCAUGUUGGUAAUGAUGGAGAGACAGACAACAGGAAGUCCUCUGGUGUUUAAUAAAGGUCAUGUUGGUAAUGAUGGAGAGACAGACAACAGGAAGUCCUCUGGUGUUUACUACAGGUCAUGUUGUUAAUGAUGGAGAGACAGACAACAGGAAGUCCUCUGGUGUUUAAUAAAGGUCAUGUUGGUAAUGAUGGAGAGACAACAGGAAGUCCUCUGGUGUUUAAUACAGGUCAUGUUGGUAAUGAUGGAGAGACAACAGGAAGUCCUCUGGUGUUUAAUACAGGUCAUGUUGGUAAUGAUGGAGAGACAGACAACAGGAAGUCCUCUGGUGUUUAAUACAGGUCAUGUUGGUAAUGAUGGAGAGACAGACAACAGGAAGUCCUCUGGUGUUUACUACAGGUCAUGUUGGUAAUGAUGGAGAGACAGACAACAGGAAGUCCUCUGGUGUUUACUACAGGUCAUGUUGGUAAUGAUGGAGAGACAGACAACAGGAAGUCCUCUGGUGUUUAAUACAGGUCAUGUUGGUAAUGAUGGAAAGACAGCAGGAAGUCCUCUGGUGUUUAAUACAGGUCAUGUUGGUAAUGAUGGAGAGACAGACAACAGGAAGUCCUCUGGUGUUUAAUACAGGUCAUGUUGGUAAUGAUGGAGAGACAACAGGAAGUCCUCUGGUGUUUAAUACAGGUCAUGUUGGUAAUGAUGGAGAGACAGACAACAGGAAGUCCUCUGGUGUUUAAUACAGGUCAUGUUGGUAAUGAUGGAGAGACAGACAACAGGAAGUCCUCUGGUGUUUAAUAUAGGUCAUGUUGUUAAACGGGAAAUGACAGCAUUUUAGCGACAUGAAAUCUUAUUAAAAUCUGUUCAUAUUCACCCCCAGGAAGAAUAUGACAAUUUAUUUUUUACAUUUUCUGACAAGCGAGCACAUAGAAAUGGUCAUUUUCACAUUUUCAUAAAUUCUUAGAAUGUUUUGGGAAUUGCGUAUAUAGGAGGGCAUUUUGUAGAAAAUUCUAUAGCAAUAUAGUCUGGGAAAGUGGCCAAAUAGACACUGCAGGAAAUAAAACCGAAUAAAAUCAUCUGUCACAUCCAGGACCGGAGUCUACGCAGACUGGUGGGCCUCAGCCAAUCAGAGGGCUGCCAUGAAUGUAGUGUAGUAUGAUGGUACCUGCCAUCGUUCACUUUGAACUGGACUGUGUGUUUGCAGGUUUUUGCAACAGCUGGACAUUAGAACGCAUUUGGCAAAAGCCACAAAAUACACACCUGGAUGGAUUUCUGCAAAUAUGUAAAUCCCACGGGAGUCCUCUUAGAUUUGGGAACUUUACAGUCCUAUUGAUCAAGCAACCAUGAAAAGGUAGUCUCUCUCUCUCCCUCAGUUAUACACAUCAACAACCAUGAAAAGGUAGUCUCUCUCUCCCUCAGUUAUACACAUCAACAACCAUGAAAAGGUAGGCUCUCUCUCUCCCUCAGUUAUACACAUCAACAACCAUGAAAAGGUAGACUCUCUCUCCCUCAGUUAUACACAUCAACAACCAUGAAAAGGUAGGCUCUCUCUCUCUCAGUUAUACACAUCAACAACCAUGAAAAGGUAGGCUCUCUCUCUCUCAGUUAUACACAUCAACAACCAUGAAAAGGUAGUCUCUCUCUCCCUCAGUUAUACACAUCAACAACCAUGAAAAGGUAGUCUCUCUCUCUCUCAGUUAUACACAUCAACAACCAUGAAAAGGUAGGCUCUCUCUCCCUCAGUUAUACACAUCAACAACCAUGAAAAGGUAGUCUCUCUCUCUCAGUUAUACACAUCAACAACCAUGAAAAGGUAGUCUCUCUCUCCCUCAGUUAUACACAUCAACAACCAUGAAAAGGUAGUCUCUCUCUCCCUCAGUUAUACACAUCAACAACCAUGAAAAGGUAGGCUCUCUCUCUCUCUCUCAGUUAUACACAUCAACAACCAUGAAAAGGUAGGCUCUCCCUCAGUUAUACACAUCAACAACCAUGAAAAGGUAGACUCUCUCUCUCCCUCAGUUAUACACAUCAACAACCAUGAAAAGGUAGACUCUCUCUCCCUCAGUUAUACACAUCAACAACCAUGAAAAGGAAGGCUCUCUCUCCCUCAGUUAUACACAUCAACAACCAUGAAAAGGUAGUCUCUCUCUCUCCCUCAGUUAUACACAUCAACAACCAUGAAAAGGUAGACUCUCUCUCUCCCUCAGUUAUACACAUCAACAACCAUGAAAAGGUAGUCUCUCUCUCUCUCAGUUAUACACAUCAACAACCAUGAAAAGGUAGUCUCUCUCUCCCUCAGUUAUACACAUCAACAACCAUGAAAAGGUAGGCUCUCUCUCUCCCUCAGUUAUACACAUCAACAACCAUGAAAAGGUAGUCUCUCUCUCUCCCUCAGUUAUACACAUCAACAACCAUGAAAAGGUAGUCUCUCUCUCUCCCUCAGUUAUACACAUCAACAACCAUGAAAAGGUAGUCUCUCUCAGUUAUACACAUCAACAACCAUGAACAGGUAGUCUCUCUCUCUCCCUCAGUUAUACACAUCAACAACCAUGAAAAGGUAGGCUCUCUCUCUCUCCCGCAGUUAUACACAUCAACAACCAUGAAAAGGUAGUGUCUCUCUCUCCCCAGUUAUACACAUCAACAACCAUGAAAAGGUAGUCUCUCUCUCCCUCAGUUAUACACAUCAACAACCAUGAAAAGGUAGUCUCUCUCUCUCCCUCAGUUAUACACAUCAACAACCAUGAAAAGGAAGGCUCUCUCUCCCUCAGUUAUACACAUCAACAACCAUGAAAAGGUAGGCUCUCUCUCUCUCAGUUAUACACAUCAACAACCAUGAAAAGGUAGUCUCUCUCUCCCUCAGUUAUACACAUCAACAACCAUGAAAAGGUAGACUCUCUCUCCCUCAGUUAUACACAUCAACAACCAUGAAAAGGUAGGCUCUGUCUCCCUCAGUUAUACACAUCAACAACCAUGAAAAGGUAGGCUCUCUCUCCCUCAGUUAUACACAUCAAUAACCAUGGAAAGGUAGGCUCUCUCUCCCUCAGUUAUGCACAUCAAUAACUAAUGCUAGCCAGAUCAAUAACUAAUCCUAGCCAGAUCAAUAACUAAUGCUAGCCAGAUCAAUAACUAAUGCUAGCCAGAUCAACAGCUAAUGCUAGCCAGAUCAAUAACUAAUGCUAGCCAGAUCAACAGCUAAUGCUAGCCAGAUCAACAGCUAAUGCUAGCCAGAUGAACAACUAAUGCUAGCCAGAUCAACAACUAAUGCUAGCCAGAUCAACAACUAAUGCUAGCCAGAUCAACAACUACUGCUAGCCAGAUCAACAACUAAUGCUAGCCAGAUCAACAACUAAUGCUAGCCAGAUCAAUAACUAAUGCUAGCCAGAUCAAUAACUAAUGCUACCCAGAUCAAUAACUAAUGCUACCCAGAUCAACAGCUAAUGCUAGCCAGAUCAACAACUAAUGCUAGCCAGAUCAACAACUAAUGCUAGCCAGAUCAACAACUAAUGCUAGCCAGAUCAACAACUAAUGCUAGCCAGAUCAACAGCUAAUGCUAGCCAGAUCAACAACUAAUGCUAGCCAGAUCAACCACUAAUGCUAGCCAGAUCAACAGCUAAUGCUAGCCAGAUCAACAACUAAUGCUAGCCAGAUCAACAACUAAUGCUAGCCAGAUCAACAACUAAUGCUAGCCAGAUCAAUAACUAAUGCUAGCCAGAUCAAUAACUAAUGCUACCCAGAUCAAUAACUAAUGCUACCCAGAUCAACAGCUAAUGCUAGCCAGAUCAACAACUAAUGCUAGCCAGAUCAACAACUAAUGCUAGCCAGAUCAACAACUAAUGCUAGCCAGAUCAACAACUAAUGCUAGCCAGAUCAACAACUAAUGCUAGCCAGAUCAACAGCUAAUGCUAGCCAGAUCAACAACUAAUGCUAGCCAGAUCAACCACUAAUGCUAGCCAGAUCAACAGCUAAUGCUAGCCAGAUCAACAACUAAUGCUAGCCAGAUCAACAACUAAUGCUAGCCAGAUCAACAACUAAUGGUAGCCAGAUCAACAACUAAUGCUAGCCAGAUCAACAACUAAUGCUAGCCAGAUCAACAACUAAUGCUAGCCAGAUCAACAACUAAUGCUAGCUAGCUAGAUCAACCACUAAUGCUAGCCAGAUCAACCACUAAUGCUAGCCAGAUCAACAACUAAUUCUAGCCAGAUCAACGACUAAUGCUAGCCAGAUCAACAACUAAUGCUAGCCAGAUCAAUAACUAAUGCUAGCCAGAUCAAUAACUAAUGCUAGCCAGAUCAACAGCUAAUGCUAGCCAGAUCAACAACUAAUUCUAGCCAGAUCAACAACUAAUGCUAGCCAGAUCAACAACUAAUGCUAGCCAGAUCAAUAACUAAUGCUAGCCAGAUCAACAGCUAAUGCUAGCCAGAUCAACAACUAAUGCUAGCCGGAUCAACAACUAAUGCUAGCCAGAUCAACAGCUAAUGCUAGCCAGAUCAACAACUAAUGCUAGCCAGAUCAAUAACUAAUGCUAGCCAGAUCAACCACUAAUGCUAGCCAGAUCAAUAACUAAUGCUAGCCAGACCAACAACUAAUGCUAGCCAGAUCAAUAACUAAUGCUAGCCAGAUCAAUAACUAAUGCUAGCCAGAUCAAUAACUAAUGCUAGCCAGAUCAAUAACUAAUGCUAGCCAGAUCAACAGCUAAUGGUAGCCAGAUCAAUAACUAAUGCUAGCCAGAUCAACAACUAAUGCUAGCCAGAUCAAUACCCAAUGCUAGCCAGAGCAAGAUGAGCUCAAAUCUAACAAAGGAAUAUUAGAUAAACCCUCUCAAACUUUUUCAGCUAGAUGGCCGUCAAAAUUUCACUGAUAAACGAUGGGGAAUAGUAGGUAGCCUGCUCGUCCUUCUGCAGCUUGCCUGCCAAUGCAUGCUUGUCCCAACCAAGCACCCAAGCUAACUGGCUAAAGUUGGCUAGCUUGCUAGCGAUCUUUUUCCGGAGAACGAAUGAGAGUACACCUCACUCUGACCAUUUUACUCUCCCUAUCAGAGCAGGUUAGGCUGUUUAAAUGUUAUCUAGAACGUUCUUGACUAAUUAUUACUUUUUAUUUGUCUACGUUCACUGACACCGGUCAUAUUCAGUGGGUUUUGGGCGUCCUUAAAUUUAUUUCGUAAAUUCAUCAGUUAUUCUGCGCUCUGGCACACUCAGACGAGAGUGAAUUUCCGAACGCAAGAGAGAUAUGCUAACUGGAUAAGCAGUCGUUCAACUUCGACAUAGCUAGCUAGCAAAGCGAUUCACAUUUCUUGCUAGCUAACCCGAAAUGACACCAGCUUCUCUAGCUGUUGUAUAGCCACCGAAAAACGAUAUGAGUGGCGGAAAAGUCAGUCAUUCACCCUCUCCUCCAAUGACAUGACAUCCUCCUAACAGCUAGCUAGCUAACGUUCGACUCUGGGUUAUUAGCUUUCUAUAUAAAUAGAUACGCUAGCCUAUUAGCCACGUUAACACGGACUUGUGAUCAUUUCUUUUGCUAGUUUGAUUGUAUUGACAUUCCCAGCCUUUUUAUAACGUAACUAUUGUAACGACCCUGGGUUUAUAAGCGCGGACAUCGACUCUGCCGCAUGAGCAUGCUUUUGUGGCACAGUCGAUAGCGCGCCGGACUUCGGGCUAGAAGGUCGAGGGUUCGAGAUCUGCUCCCUGCCUGUUUCGUUACAGUAUGUUUUUUAGUCCUGAAUAUUGAGUCGUUGAACCUGAAACAGUGGAUCGCGAAUGGGGAGACGGCAAACAACGUACCAGACCAGCAGUGAUUUACAACCCGAUAGCAAUGUGUUUUUUUGGGACGACCAAGAAAAUGUAUCGGUGAAUUCUAUUAAUCACGCAUUGAACUGCAUUCAUCUGUUCUGCCAACAAUGCCUUACUCUACGUCAUGGACUGUUAUAAAGUUGGUUUUUACAGCAUAAACUGGGAAUUUGACUGAUAUUAUGAUUGUCUAUUUGUUUCAUAUCUGCAAAGGAGUUAAAACACGGUCAGUUCCACUUUAAUGAGAACUAUUACAGACUUAAUGGUGUUCCAUUAGAGAAGUCUGUCUAUGCUAGCAGUCACACCAGGCUAACGGUUACACCCAGUCCCAUUAUAACCACCACCAGGGAAAUGACAGACUGGUAUUGUAUCAGACUCUUCCCUGGCUGUAUGGUCUGUGUCAGUCCCAUUAUAACCACCACCAGGGAAAUGACAGACUGGUAUUGUAUCAGACUCUUCCCUGGCUGUAUGGUCUGUGUCAGUCCCAUUAUAACCACCAGGGAAAUAACAGACUGGUAUUGUAUCAGACUCUUCCCUGGCUGUAUGGUCUGUGUUAGUCCCAUUAUAACCACCACCAGGGAAAUGACAGACUGGUAUUGUAUCAGACUCUUCCCUGGCUGUAUGGUCUGUGUCAGUCCCAUUAUAACCACCAGGGAAAUGACAGACUGGUAUUGUAUCAGACUCUUCCCUGGCUGUAUGGUCUGUGUUAGUCCCAUUAUAACCACCAGGGAAAUGACAGACUGGUAUUGUAUCAGACUCUUCCCUGGCUGUAUGGUCUGUGUUAGUCCCAUUAUAACCACCAGGGAAAUGACAGACUGGUAUUGUAUCAGACUCUUCCCUGGCUGUAUGGUCUGUGUUAGUCCCAUUAUAACCACCACCAGGGAAAUGACAGACUGGUAUUGUAUCAGACUCUUCCCUGGCUGUAUGGUCUGUGUCAGUCCCAUUAUAACCACCAGGGAAAUGACAGACUGGUAUUGUAUCAGACUCUUCCCUGGCUGUAUGGUCUGUGUUAGUCCCAUUAUAACCACCAGGGAAAUAACAGACUGGUAUUGUAUCAGACUCUUCCCUGGCUGUAUGAUCUGUGUCAGUCCCAUUAUAACCACCAGGGAAAUGACAGACUGGUAUUGUAUCAGACUCUUCCCUGGCUGUAUGGUCUGCAGUCCCAUUAUAACCACCAGGAAAAUAACAGACUGGUAUUGUAUCAGACUCUUCCCUGGCUGUAUGGUCUGUAGUCCCAUUAUAACCACCAGGGAAAUGACAGACUGGUAUUGUAUCAGACUCUUCCCUGGCUGUAUGGUCUGUGUUAGUCCCAUUAUAACCACCAGGGAAAUAACAGACUGGUAUUGUAUCAGACUCUUCCCUGGCUGUAUGGUCUGUGUUAGUCCCAUUAUAACCACCACCAGGGAAAUGACAGACUGGUAUUGUAUCAGACUCUUCCCUGGCUGUAUGGUCUGUGUUAGUCCCAUUAUAACCACCAGGGAAAUGACAGACUGGUAUUGUAUCAGACUCUUCCCUGGCUGUAUGGUCUGUGUUAGUCCCAUUAUAACCACCAGGGAAAUGACAGACUGGUAUUGUAUCAGACUCUUCCCUGGCUGUAUGGUCUGUGUUAGUCCCAUUAUAACCACCAGGGAAAUAACAGACUGGUAUUGUAUCAGACUCUUCCCUGGCUGUAUGGUCUGUGUCAGUCCCUUAUAACCACCAGGGAAAUGACAGACUGGUAUUGUAUCAGACUCUUCCCUGGCUGUUUGAUCUGUAGUCCCAUUAUAACCACCACCAGGGAAAUAACAGACUGGUAUUGUAUCAGACUCUUCCCUGGCUGUAUGGUCUGUGUUAGUCCCAUUAUAACCACCACCAGGGAAAUGACAGACUGGUAUUGUAUCAGACUCUUCCCUGGCUGUAUGGUCUGUGUUAGUCCCAUUAUAACCACCAGGGAAAUGACAGACUGGUAUUGUAUCAGACUCUUCCCUGGCUGUAUGGUCUGUGUCAGUCCCAUUAUAACCACCAGGGAAAUGACAGACUGGUAUUGUAUCAGACUCUUCCCUGGCUGUAUGAUCUGUGUUAGUUGAGGUGUUUUAAUACCUCAUUAACCUUAUUGCCAGGAGAAUAUCACCCAUGUAAUGUUUUCACUUUGUCAUUAUGGGUUAUUGUGUGUAGAUGGGUGAGAUAAAAAAAAAAAAAAGUAAUACAUUUUUAAAUCAGGUUGUAACAUAAUAAAAUGUGAAUAUGUCGAGGGGUGUGAAUACUUUCUGAAUGAACUAUAUAGAUUAGGGCUGUCGUCAAAUGAUUUAAAUAAUGAAUCGAGUUUUUUAAUUUGCUCAAAUUUGGCCCCAAAGAAAGAUUUUUUUCUAAGCUAACAUAUUAUGUAAUUGUUUAAAGAUGGUCAUACCAAGGAUCAUUUAGCUAGUUGAUUUAGCUUUUUAACACUCUAUAAGGUAUAAGAAAUUAUAAUAAAAACAUUAUUUGAUGAAA
Molecule: messenger RNA, 15575 nt
Organism: Salvelinus fontinalis (brook trout)
Lineage: Eukaryota; Metazoa; Chordata; Actinopteri; Salmoniformes; Salmonidae
Product: low-density lipoprotein receptor-related protein 3-like
Exons: 9
Coding region: 334-2994 (886 amino acids)
Cellular component (GO): plasma membrane
Molecular function (GO): protein binding
Source: RefSeq, a predicted model, not a curated record